This is a messenger RNA of Blepharisma stoltei, 876 nucleotides long. NCBI's taxonomy places the organism in Eukaryota, Ciliophora, Heterotrichea, Heterotrichida, Blepharismidae. The record is from the annotation of a GenBank genome assembly.
AUGGCUAAAUUAGAAAACUAUCAAAAUUUGACUAAAACUCAUAAAGGUAUAGUCUAGCCAGAUAUCCUUGAUAAUGGAUUUUGCUAUAAAAAAGACGUUCAGGUAAAUUUAUACGCCAACAUAAUUGGUAAACUCCCUGGAAAGCUUUCAAUUUGGCAUUUGGAAAAAGACCCUUUCAAAAAAGUCUCAGCAUUUUCUAGACUAUCCUAUCAAUAUGAUGAUUUAACAUUUAAAAACCAACUCAACACCUUUUUAAAUCAUAAAUUCAUCUGUGAAUUUGCUCCUUCUGAUAACCAAAAUGUAAAAUUAAGGGCAGAGCUCAACUCAAAUCUUAGAGAAUCCUAUUUCAAUAGAAAUAGUCUUAUUUUAGACUGCAAUUACCCUAAUUUCAAUGGAUCUUUAUCUAUCACAAACAAUUGCAUCCUUAAACUGACUAGUGUCAUUGGCUCAAAGUUUGGAAUUGGCUUUGACGCUGCUUAUGAUGCAUUGAAGCCUCAUUUCCCAAUUUAUAAUGGAGCAUUAUGGUGGAAGAACGAUAGUUUUAACGUGGUUGUUAAACACCAAAGCAUGAAUCAAGAUAUAUAUGAAUUAGGAACAGUAUAUGUCUAUGGCUUUACAGAGCUAAACAAAACAAAAAUAGCUUGUGAGAUGAAAAAAGAGCCUAAUAAAGACCCUGAGUUGAGAUUUGCGUUAAUGAGGAACCUAACUAAAAAUAGUUCAGCUAAAUUUAGACUGGCAGGAAAUGAAGUAGCAGGAUCUUUGAAAGUAAAAGUGAAUCCACAUUUAACAGUCAUCACAUCAGCGAAUUUAAGAAAUAUGCCGCUAUUGAGCCCAGAAAAUACAGAAUUUGGAGUAAAAUUGAAAUUGAACUUUUAG